AAAAACCCAUCCUCAAAAAUAUCUCUUACAACCCCACCAAAAUCUGUCUCGUCUCCCACUGUCUGGCUCUUGUCUUCUCCCUCAGCUCCAACCCUGAAACCCCUUCAAGACACAGAAAGCCACAAGUUCCUGAGUGCUAACUCGAGUGCUGUUCUUUUUGAGGUCAUCUCUGCUAAUGGCUUGUGCCUCACAGGCAAUGAUAUCAGCAAACACUUGCGCGCUCACUUCACCGAGACUUUUCAAGAAAUACACGAAUGGAAAUAAGAGAAACUCGAAGCUUUUCACUAUCAAAGCGUCCUCUGAUGACGCUGAAUGUAACACUGAAGAAUGUGCCCCGGAAAAAGAGGUUGGGAAGGUGAGCAUGGAGUGGUUGGCUGGGGAGAAAACCAAAGUCGUUGGGACAUUCCCUCCGACUAAACGCGGUUGGACAGGGUAUGUUGAGAAAGACACUGCUGGACAGACAAAUAUCUAUUCAGUUGAGCCUGCAGUUUAUGUAGCAGAAAGUGCAAUAAGUUCGGGAACUGCAGGUACUUCUGAAGGUUCUGAAGGCACAGUAGCACUUGUUGCUGGCCUUGGACUCGCUUCUGUAGCUGUAGCUUCAUUUAUUCUCCUCCUAGUUGGUAAGAACCCAUCUAACAUAACAACGGCGGAAUACAAAGGACCAUCUCUCAGUUACUAUAUCAACAAAUUUAAGCCAGCAGAAAUCAUCCAAGCUGCAGUGCCAAGCCAAACAGAGUCCCCCUCAUCCAUACAGGCAGACAGCUCCAUGCCAGAAGUCCCCGAGAUACAGGUUCAAUCUGCACCAGAAGUUUCUGAGGUACCGGUUCAAUCUCAAUAUGAACCUGAGCCUUUAACUUCAAGUGUGAGCAGUGCUAAUUUGGCAAAUUAAACUGGCUCAGUUUCUUCAACUGUAGAAACACAAAUUUUUUUCUUCUAUACUGCUGAUGUAUACUCAGAAAACAAUGAAAAGGCUGUUAACAAGGAGCUAUAUUUAGUAUUUUAUAGCAUGAAGGAAGACAUCAAAUGGUUUUGAUGGUUUUGAUGA
Molecule: messenger RNA, 1045 nt
Organism: Populus nigra (black poplar)
Lineage: Eukaryota; Viridiplantae; Streptophyta; Magnoliopsida; Malpighiales; Salicaceae
Product: protein MAINTENANCE OF PSII UNDER HIGH LIGHT 1
Exons: 3
Coding region: 176-889 (237 amino acids)
Biological process (GO): regulation of protein complex stability
Cellular component (GO): chloroplast thylakoid membrane
Source: RefSeq, a predicted model, not a curated record